AUGUCCGUGGCGCCGAUGGACGGGCUCUCCCUGUCCGACGAGGCUAGCCUGUCACAUAUGCGGCAGCGCCUGCAGCGGGACCUGAACUGCCUCUCCGACCCUGACCGGUCGACUCGGAAGCGUGCCCUGACCAAGCUCGAGAAGGCGCUUUUCCGCGAGGCUAAGGUGUCGGAGGCGGUGCUGCGGGUUUUUUUCUCCCGACACCUCUCCGAGCGGCUGGUGGGGAUGAUGACCGAUCCCGUCGAGAAGUGCAGGGAGAUGGCGGGAGGGCUGUUGCUGGAGCUUGUGGAUGCCGUGGGCGGCGAUGCACUGCCGGACACGACGGCUUUGGCUAAGCAGGUGUUCUCCAUGGCUGAAGUGCGGAUAGGGAGCGUCCCGCUGGUCGAGCCCGCGGAGGAAGUGAGGGCUCUCCUGCUUCGACUGUGCGGCGCGGUCCUGAGAGGGAAGGGCGCCGAAAUAUUCGUUGGCGAGAUUGCCGGAGAGGCGUGUGGGGUGCUCUCGGCGGCUCUGACGGACCCGUUUCCCGAGGCGAAGCGGGAGUGCUGCUCUCUAUUGCUGCGGCUGGCCGGUGUAUGUCCGGAAGGGCUCCAGUCCCGCCUAGGGAAGGUGUGGAUUGAUGGGUUUGGAACCGACUAA
This is a messenger RNA of Ectocarpus sp. CCAP 1310/34, 636 nucleotides long. The record is from the annotation of a GenBank genome assembly. NCBI's taxonomy places the organism in Eukaryota, Phaeophyceae, Ectocarpales, Ectocarpaceae.